AGCGCCGCGCGGGGUAGGCGGGAGGCGACCGAGAGAGGCGGGGAUGGGGGCGCCGCAGCUGCAUGAUCGCGGUGGCCUGGGCUGCUGACCGUGUCCCCGGAGCCAGGAGUCGGCGGCGGCGGAGCACCGGGCAGUGUAUCUUCUAAUUUGAAAGUCUUCAUGAAAACUUCAGUUUAAAAAAAUAAGUAAUGCCAUCAUCUGAUAUCUUAAAAUAAGACUGAAAUGGGGGCUAUCAUUUUGAGGUCCCCAUGGUUAUGAAUGUGUGUCAGUUUCAUAAUGCCUCCUGCUAUGGCAGACAUCCUUGACAUCUGGGCAGUGGAUUCACAGUUAGCAUCUGAUGGCUCCAUACCUGUGGAUUUCCUUUUGCCCACUGGGAUUUAUAUUCAGCUGGAGGUUCCUCGGGAAGCUACCAUUUCCUAUAUUAAACAGAUGUUAUGGAAGCAAGUUCACAAUUACCCAAUGUUUAACCUCCUUAUGGAAAUUGACUCCUAUAUGUUUGCAUGUGUGAAUCAAACUGCUGUAUAUGAGGAGCUUGAAGAUGAAACAAGAAGACUCUGUGAUGUCAGACCUUUUCUUCCAGUUCUCAAAUUAGUGACAAGAAGUUGUGACCCAGGGGAAAAAUUAGACUCAAAAAUUGGAGUCCUUAUAGGAAAAGGUCUACAUGAAUUUGAUGCACUGAAGGAUCCUGAAGUGAAUGAGUUCCGAAUAAAAAUGCGCAAAUUCAGUGAGGAAAAGAUUCAGUCGCUUGUGGGAUUGUCUUGGAUGGAUUGGCUAAAGCAGACAUACCCACCAGAACAUGAACCAUCGGUCCUUGAAAACUUAGAAGAUAAACUUUAUGGAGGAAAGCUCAUUGUGGCUGUUCAUUUUGAAAAUUGUCAGGAUGUGUUUAGCUUUCAAAUAUCUCCUAAUAUGAAUCCUAUCAAAAUAAAUGAACUGGCAAUCCAAAAACGUUUGACUAUUCAUGGGAAAGAAGAUGAAGUUAGUCCCUAUGACUAUGUGUUGCAAGUAAGUGGGAGAGUAGAAUAUGUGUUUGGUGAUCAGCCACUCAUUCAGUUCCAGUAUAUUCGGAACUGUGUAAUGAACAGGACCUUGCCCCAUUUUAUGCUUGUGGAAUGUUGCAAGAUCAAGAAGAUGUAUGAGCAGGAAAUGAUUGCCAUAGAGGCUGCCAUAAAUCGAAAUUCAUCAAACCUUCCUCUUCCUUUACCACCAAAGAAAAUGCGAAUUAUUUCUCAUGUUUGGGAAAAUAACAACCCUUUCCAGAUUGUCUUGGUUAAGGGAAAUAAACUUAACACAGAAGAAAGUGUAAAAGUUCAUGUCAGGGCUGGCCUUUUUCAUGGUACUGAACUCCUCUGUAAAACCAUUGUAAGCUCAGAGAUAUCAGGGAAAAAUGAUCACAUUUGGAAUGAACCACUGGAAUUUGAUAUAAAUACUUGUGAUCUGCCACGAAUGGCUCGAUUAUGUUUUGCUGUUUAUGCAGUUCUGGAUAAAGUGAAAACAAAAAAGUCUACUAAAACUAUUAAUCCCUCUAAAUAUCAGACCAUCCGGAAAUCUGGGAAAGUGCAUUAUCCUGUAGCAUGGGUGAAUACGAUGGUUUUUGACUUUAAAGGACAGUUGAGAUCUGGAGACAUAAUAUUGCACAGCUGGUCUUCAUUUCCUGAUGAACUUGAAGAAAUGUUGAAUCCAAUGGGAACUGUUCAAACAAAUCCAUAUACUGAAAAUGCAACAGCUUUGCAUAUCAAAUUCCCAGAAAAUAAAAAACAACCUUAUUAUUAUCCUCCCUUCGAUAAGAUAAUUGAGAAGGCAGCUGAGAUUGCAAGCAGUGACAGUGCAAAUGUAUCAAGUCGAGGUGGAAAAAAGUUUCUUGCUGUACUAAAAGAAAUCUUGGACAGGGAUCCCUUGUCUCAAUUGUGUGAGAAUGAAAUGGAUCUUAUUUGGACUCUGCGGCAAGAUUGCAGAGAGAAUUUCCCACAGUCACUGCCAAAAUUACUGCUGUCAAUCAAGUGGAAUAAACUUGAGGAUGUUGCUCAGCUUCAGGCACUACUUCAGAUUUGGCCUAAACUGCCCCCCCGGGAGGCGUUAGAGCUUCUAGAUUUCAACUAUCCAGAUCAGUACGUGCGAGAAUAUGCUGUGGGCUGCCUGCGACAGAUGAGUGAUGAAGAGCUCUCUCAAUAUCUUUUACAACUGGUGCAAGUUUUAAAAUAUGAGCCUUUUCUUGAUUGUGCCCUCUCUAGAUUCCUAUUAGAAAGAGCACUGGCUAAUCGGAGGAUAGGGCAGUUUCUCUUUUGGCACCUUAGGUCAGAAGUGCAUAUUCCUGCUGUCUCAGUACAAUUUGGUGUUAUCCUUGAAGCAUACUGCCGGGGAAGUGUUGGGCACAUGAAAGUGCUUUCCAAGCAGGUUGAAGCACUCAAUAAGUUAAAAACUUUAAAUAGCUUAAUCAAACUGAAUGCAAUGAAGCUAAACAGAGCCAAAGGGAAGGAGGCCAUGCAUACUUGUUUAAAACAGAAUGCUUACCGGGAAGCCCUUUCUGACCUGCAGUCGCCUCUGAAUCCAUGUGUUAUCCUCUCAGAACUCUAUGUUGAAAAGUGUAAAUACAUGGAUUCCAAAAUGAAGCCUUUGUGGCUCGUUUACAACAACAAAGUGUUUGGUGAAGAUUCAGUUGGAGUGAUUUUUAAAAAUGGUGAUGAUUUACGACAAGAUAUGUUGACACUCCAGAUGCUGCGCUUGAUGGAUUUACUUUGGAAAGAAGCUGGUUUGGAUCUUCGGAUGCUGCCUUAUGGCUGCUUAGCGACAGGAGAUCGCUCUGGCCUCAUUGAAGUUGUGAGCACCUCUGAAACAAUUGCUGACAUUCAGCUGAACAGUAGCAAUGUGGCUGCUGCAGCAGCCUUCAACAAAGAUGCCCUUCUGAACUGGCUUAAAGAAUACAAUUCUGGGGAUGACCUAGACCGAGCCAUUGAGGAGUUUACCUUGUCCUGUGCCGGCUACUGUGUAGCUUCUUAUGUCCUUGGGAUUGGUGAUAGACAUAGUGACAACAUUAUGGUCAAAAAAACCGGCCAGCUCUUCCACAUUGACUUUGGACAUAUUCUUGGAAAUUUCAAGUCUAAAUUUGGCAUUAAAAGGGAACGGGUGCCUUUUAUUCUUACCUAUGAUUUCAUUCAUGUGAUUCAACAAGGAAAAACAGGAAACACAGAGAAGUUUGGCCGCUUCCGCCAGUGUUGUGAGGAUGCAUAUCUGAUUUUACGACGGCACGGGAAUCUCUUCAUCACUCUUUUUGCACUGAUGUUGACUGCAGGGCUUCCUGAGCUCACAUCAGUCAAGGAUAUACAGUAUCUUAAGGACUCUCUUGCCUUAGGGAAGAGUGAAGAAGAAGCACUCAAGCAAUUUAAGCAAAAAUUUGAUGAGGCACUCAGGGAAAGCUGGACUACUAAAGUGAACUGGAUGGCCCACACAGUUCGGAAAGACUACAGAUCUUAAUGAUUAGCCUUUGCUCCUAAUAUAUUUGUUGGUUUUGUUUAGUUUUCAGUUUGCACUUGCACUAAAUUGAACAUGACCCUGCCAGAGAUGUUAUAAAGGGAAUGAAAUCCUAGAACUCAGUUAAAUUAAGAACAAGGCAUCCCACAGAACCUAAUCUGAACAAUCCCCAAUGACCACCCUCUGCUUCAUUGAAUGCUUCCAAGAUUCAUCAUAAAAACUCCCAAUAUAAUGGAUAAUCAUUUCCUGCUGACUUUGCACGCCGAAGAAUGCUACUAGAGAUUGUUUUCUGUCUUCUUCUUCUUCUUCUUCUUUUUUUAAAGUAUUUGGUACUUUUCCAGAAAGGUGUAAAUACUUCUUUUUGUAUUGUGACCAAGUGUUACCACUCAGCCAACUUAUCCACACCUGGGGACUGGUAGUUGUUCUUGCUUUCCAAAUGAGGCUUAAAAGAAAGGUAUCUUUCUUCCCUUUUUAAAUUAUAUCAACUAUAAAUUAUAACAUAAUUUGAAGUUAUUGUUAUUUUUCAAAAGAAACCUUUAAAUCUGUAGAAAGAAUAACUCUUUUGUUGAUAUUUAUCUACCAUGACAGCAUCAUUCCUACCAGACUUGGUGAAAAUCUGCUCAUGAGGCAAAUAGAAUAUAUAUGCUGCAUAUAUAUUUAUAAAUUUCUAGUGGGAGAUCUAUAUAAAAAGACAUUUCUUUGUUUUUUUCUGUCUUUUAAAGUUUUACAAAAAGCAGAGCUUUUUCUUGUUACUUCCUUAGUUAACUGUAUGAGAUCCAGUUCUUCCAGUUGCUUCUGUAAUGAGGCACAUAGUAAUUUCAGUUUUACAUGGUAUCUAUGAAAGAGUUCACUUCAUAGAGCAUAAUACUUGAGCAAAUGCAUCCAAGACAAAAAGCAAAUGAAAAGAAACUAUUUAUGAAAUCAUCUCCAGACCUAAAAUUCAGUAUUUUAGUAAAAUGCCAGCUGUUCUUACUGUAUUUAUUAAAACUUGUAAUAAUGUGAUUUUUCAAGGAUAUUAGUUCAAAUUGAAAUGGUUUCAUGCCACAUGGAAUUCUUUAAUUUAUUUGUUGAGGUACCAUACAUUUAGGGUGCUAGAUGGCAAAUAAUGUUAAUAUGUGCAAUAAGAACUACUGGUUUGAAUGUGUAAAUGGAUGCUCUUUCGGAGUACUGGCAAUAUCCAGCAAAACUACUGCUUUUUCUCCAAAGACUUUUGGGAGCUCUCAAUCCUCAGUGACAUGAGAAAGAGAACCGAGUAUUUACCCUGUGACUGAGUUUUCUAUAGGAAUUUUAUUAAAGAUUGUUUAAUUUUGUUGUUUUCCUUCAUGUUCUCAGUCAAAUAAAUGGGUGAGCUGGUUUCAGCUGCUCUUGGGACGUGUGGGCUUUUUCUUUAUGGAUAGCACAGGCCUUUGGGUCUCGGCACUGGGUCCCUAAGAGUUCGUCAAGUCAAUAAACAAAUCAGUCUGAGAA
Molecule: messenger RNA, 4935 nt
Organism: Lutra lutra (Eurasian river otter)
Lineage: Eukaryota; Metazoa; Chordata; Mammalia; Carnivora; Mustelidae
Gene: PIK3CB
Product: phosphatidylinositol-4,5-bisphosphate 3-kinase catalytic subunit beta
Exons: 24
Coding region: 259-3471 (1070 amino acids)
Biological process (GO): phosphatidylinositol-mediated signaling; phosphatidylinositol-3-phosphate biosynthetic process; cell migration
Cellular component (GO): cytoplasm; phosphatidylinositol 3-kinase complex; plasma membrane
Molecular function (GO): 1-phosphatidylinositol-4-phosphate 3-kinase activity; 1-phosphatidylinositol-3-kinase activity
Source: RefSeq, a predicted model, not a curated record